UCAAGCCUAAGAGGAUACAACUACUGUAAGGAUGGGUUUUGGUAUAACACAGAUGUUUAUACAUAGACAGAAAUUGAUGUCUGUGUGCUUAGCUGUUGAAUAAGGAGACUGGGGGAGAGUUAAAUGUAAUCGAUGAUAUCAUAAGGAGUCGUGGAAUUCUAUUUGGAACUUCAGAGACCUAAGGAGAAGACUGACCAGCUUCUUCUGAAGACUUCUGCUCUCUAAAGACUAAGGCCUAAUUCCACUGGUUUCUUUGAAUUCCGUGGUGCUAAGUCCAUUUUCAGACAAAGUUUCUGUGGAAAGAGCUACGGACAAAGACCUCUCUCCUUGGCGGAGUGAGCUAGGAUUACCAUCUCUUCAGCCGCAGCUGAAGGCGGGCGUCCAUGGAACCCCAGAAGCUGCUGCUAACUGGAUUUCUGCUAUGCUCUCUAACUUGCCUCUUGUUGGAGACAGUAGCUUCCUCUCCUUCGCCUUUGUCUGCCUUGGGAAUACAAGAAAAAACAGGAUCGAAACCACGCUCAGGGGGUAAUGACAGGUCCUGGCUGAACAACUUCAGGGAUUACUUAUGGCAACUUAUCAAGAGUGCCUUACCUCCAGCAGCCAUUGUUGCUUUUCUUCUCACCUCAGCACUAAUGGGGAUCCUCUGCUGCUUCACCAUUCUUGUAGUUGACCCAGUCCAGUGAAGAACUAGAAGAUUCAACAGGGCACAUGUGGUCUCUCCGGUUGGACUCCAAAAGAGUGGGGCAUUUGCUAUCUGCUUAAAAUGAGGAAGUAUCUAUCAGUUAAAAUUAAAUUGUCUUCCAACUUGAAUUAUCUUUGCCUUCAUUUUCUCCUUCAAAAGUUGCAAUUUUAAAAUGUGAAUAUCCUUAUUACUGUUUUGAUUAUAAUAGUAACACAUAUUUAUUGCAAAAAAAAGUUGAGAAAUACAGAGAAAAGAGUAAGUUUUCAUAAUUCUAGCACCCAGAAAUAAACAUCAUUAACAUCUUGAUGUACCUCCCUUCAAUUUUUUUUCUAUAUAUGUAUUACAAGUUUUCCAAAGUCUGUUCUGUGAAACAAUAGUUCGUUUUAAUAAAAGUCACAAAACAGUGA
Molecule: messenger RNA, 1089 nt
Organism: Macaca mulatta (Rhesus monkey)
Lineage: Eukaryota; Metazoa; Chordata; Mammalia; Primates; Cercopithecidae
Gene: SMIM9
Product: small integral membrane protein 9
Source: RefSeq, a predicted model, not a curated record